Molecule: messenger RNA, 2509 nt
Organism: Triticum urartu
Lineage: Eukaryota; Viridiplantae; Streptophyta; Magnoliopsida; Poales; Poaceae
Source: RefSeq, a predicted model, not a curated record
UUAGUUAUAGUAGAAGUAUAUCGCUUCUACCUACCACUAGUUGAUUCCUAUAAUAGCGUCCAUUUGUGAUCAUUCCAUAGAUCAACUCGAGUGCCUCAACAAAUAUGGAUGCACGCUCUGCCUCUCUACUCCUACUAAAUUUGGUUCAUCUGUUUUUGCGCAUCUCAGCUCGUGAAUUCCUCUUGCCGGGCUCCUCUCUCUCCAUAGAGGAUAGCUCCCAUAUGCUCCGUUCACCAGAUGGCACUUUCACCUGUGGCUUCAAAAACAUUUCCCGAAAUGCCUCCGUCUUCUCUAUUUGGUUCUCCAAUACAGUUGACAAGACUGUCGUGUGGAGCGCAAAUCAUCUCCAUCCUGUGUACUCCUGGGGAUCCCGAGUCAUGCUAUAUGCGGAUGGCGGAAUGGUUCUAGAGGAUUACAAUGGACAGUCCGUGUGGGAAAACAAUGUCAACUCUUCAUCAAAAGCUGUAAAAGCUCAGUUAUUGGACACCGGGAACCUCAUCGUGAAGGGCCAAGGUGAUAUUAUUCUAUGGCAAAGCUUUCAUUCUCCUACUGAUACAUUGCUGCCCUAUCAGAACAUUACUAGUGCUACCAAGUUGGUAUCUACUAGUAGGUUACUUGUUCCUGGGCGCUACAGCUUUCAUUUUGAUGAUCAACAUCUACUCACAUUGUUUGAUGAUGAGAAGGAUAUCUCUUUUAUCUACUGGCCAAAUCCUAACAGUGACAUAUGGACAAAGCAAAGAAAUUCGUUUAAUACCACCACAAUUGGGGUCCUUGAUAGUUGGGGGUAUUUCCUUGGAAGUGACAAUUUAAAUUUUAAGGCUAGUGAUUGGGGCAUUAGGAUUAUGAGGAGGCUAACCUUGGAUUAUGAUGGCAACCUUAGAUUAUAUAGUCUAAAUAAGACAGAUGGAACAUGGUUGGUCACAUGGAUGGCACUUCCUCAGACCUGCUCUAUACGUAGUCUAUGUGGUACGAAUGGAAUAUGUGUGUAUACACCUAGGCCUUCUUGUGCAUGUGCCCCUGGACAUGAGAUCAUCGACCCAAAUGAUAGGAGCCAAGGUUGCAGGCCGAAAUUCAAUACUAGUUGUGAUGGGCAGGAGAUGUUUGUGAAGCUACCAAACACUGACUUCCGAGGUAAUGACCAAAGUAAGAAUACCUCAGUUUCAUUUCAUACUUGCAAGAAGAUAUGCUUGAACGACUGCAAUUGCAAAGGUUUUUUAUACUGGCAAGCAAGUGGAGGUUGCUAUCCAAAGUCGUCCCUUUUGGGUGGUGAAAUGAGGCCGGGUUUGGGUCGUUCUAUCUAUAUCAAGCUUCCUAAGACAUUACAGAGGUGAUAUUUGUGGCACUAGGGUGCUGGUUUUUGUUGAGAAGGGAGGGAAAGCAGUUACCAGGAGUAUGGCUAGCUGAGAUUGGCUAUGAAAUGAUAACCAACCAUUUUCGCGGAUACACUUACAAGGAGUUGCAGAGAGCGACUCAAAAGUUUAAGGAUCAAAUUGGGUGCGGGGCAUCUGGUCAUGUAUACAAGGGGGUCUUGAAGGACAAGAGGGUAGUGGCAGUGAAAAGGUUGGCAGACAUAAACCAAGGCGGGGAAGAAUUCCAACAUGAACUAAGUGUGAUUGGGAAGAUUUACCAUAUGAAUCUGGUGAGGGUAUGGGGGUUUUGUUCUGAUGGCCCACACAGGAUAUUGGUUCUAGAGUACGUUGAGAAUGGUUCAUUGGAUAAAACUUUGUUUAGUAGCACAAGGUUACUUGAAUGGAAGGAAAGGUUUAAUAUUGCUAUAGGGGUGGCAAAAGGAUUGGCAUAUCUUCAUCAUGAAUGCUUGGAGUGGGUUAUCCAUUGUGACCUGAAGCCUGAAAAUAUAUUGUUGGAUGACAACUUGAACCCGAAGAUCAGUGACUUUGGCCUUGCUAAACUUGUGAGUAGAGGUGGAUCCAAUGAAAAUGUGUCGAAGAUCCAUGGAACAAGAGGUUACAUAGCUCCUGAGUGGGUCUCUAGCCAACCAAUAACAGCAAAGGUUGAUGUCUACAGCUUCGGAGUGGUUGUCUUGGAACUACUGAAGGGGGCUCGUGUUUGAGACUGGGCAUCAAAUGCUGACGAGGAAGUGGAAACGGUCUUUGGAUGGGUCAUUAGGAUGCUUGCAGAAAAUCUAAUGAUGGAGGGUGGCCAACAGUUAUGGAUCUCCGACUUCGUUGAUUCGAGAUUGAAUGGCCAGUUCAAUGAGUUGCAAGCAAGAACUAUGGUCAAGUUGGCCAUUUCUUGUGUAGAAGAAGAUACCAGAAAAAGGCCCACCAUGGAAAAUGUUGUGCAAAUGCUUCUUUCGGUUGUUGAUGCAUAAUGCAACAACAUGCUACCCCCCAAAAAAGGAGUUUGACGUUAUGUAUACUGUGCAACAUGUCAUGUAAUGCUUAUUAUAGUUGUAUCCACAACAAGGUAUCUAUGAUGUGUAUCCUGUUUGAGUAAGCACGUCGUGUAUCUAUAUUAGUGUAAGUUCGCUUUUGUUUAUGGUUUGAAA